CGUAGGGCUUCAUACAUUCCACUUUGGGAUAUAGUGGAUCCUGCGCGCUUACACAUGGGGACAUGAAGUAGUAAUGCACCGGAUCGUGCAUCUUAUUUGAACUAUCAUAAAUACCCUCAAUCCAUCCCUUCCUCCCACUCUUCAUACAUCCGAAUUCCUAUCACACUUCUCUCAAAAUGCCCCUCCUACUCCGCAAAGCCACCGCUUCAGACGCAUCAGCCCUAGCACAAAUCUACCUCUCAGCCUUCUCCGUCGACGCCAUCUCCCUCCUCGUCUUCCCCCGCAACAAAUCAUCCUUCGAUUUCUGGCACGACUCCAUCCUCGAAGAACUCGACGACCCGCACGCUCAUCUCCUCUGCGUCUACGACUCGUCGUCUCCCGACCAAAAAAUCGUCGCCCUCGCAAAAUGGAACGGUCCAGACGCACUGAUCCAGACGGAUCUACCGGAAUGGCCCGAAGGAGCAGAUCAGAAGAUUGCCAAUCAUUUCUUUGGGAAUUUGUUUGGGAGACAUGAGACGAUUAUGAGGGGGAGGAAGCAUUGGUAUCUUGAGCUGCUAGCUACGUUGCCUGAGUAUCAGGGUAAGGGAGCUGCGGGGCAGUUGUUGAGGUGGGGUAUUGAGAAAAGUGAUGAGGAUGGGACGGAGACGUAUUUAGAGGCUAGUCCGGAUGGAUUGCCGAUUUAUCAGCAUUUUGGUUUUGAGGAGGAGGAUAGGUUGGUGGUCGAGUUGGAUGGUAAGGGUGAGGGGCCUUUGAGUGAGAAGGAGUUUAUAGAGGUCUUUAUGGUGAGGCCGGCUAAGGUGAAGAAAGCAUGAGAUGGGGGUUUGUCCAUGUAUGAGUUAGGAGAUCCUCACUUUUGACAUAGACUUUGUUUUGGAAGUGGACUAAGACAAGUUCUCAAUCACAUAUCUAGCAAACAUCUAACAACCACAAUUACCUUGGCCACCAUCGGGAAAGCAAUUAGAGUCUAGAUAUCAUCUGAAAGUUUUUGGUCGCUCAUAAGGCAAUCGCAG
Mollisia scopiformis is the source of this 1010-nucleotide messenger RNA. Its product is annotated as acyl-CoA N-acyltransferase. The coding region runs from base 177 to 812 and encodes 211 amino acids. Gene Ontology annotation, molecular function: acyltransferase activity, transferring groups other than amino-acyl groups. The transcript has a single exon. The record is from RefSeq and is a predicted model, not a curated record. Lineage: Eukaryota; Fungi; Ascomycota; Leotiomycetes; Helotiales; Mollisiaceae.